Bipolaris sorokiniana ND90Pr is the source of this 1775-nucleotide messenger RNA. RefSeq lists its product as uncharacterized. The transcript is spliced from 7 exons. The record is from RefSeq and is a predicted model, not a curated record. Gene Ontology annotation, molecular function: oxidoreductase activity. Lineage: Eukaryota; Fungi; Ascomycota; Dothideomycetes; Pleosporales; Pleosporaceae. Bases 1 to 1716 code for a protein of 571 amino acids.
AUGACACGCCAGUCUGAGACGAAUAUAGUUACUGGUGCCACUUCACGGGAUGAUAAUGGAAAUGUCUAUGUGCGCCGCGAGAUCCGGGACCUGAUGGAUAACUAUCCCGAUCAAUGGAGUCUGUACAUGUUGGCAUUGGAUAGCCUGCAUCGUGCUGAUCAGAGUGAUCCGUUUUCCUUCUACGGUCUGGCGUCUAUCCACGGAAGACCGUAUAAGACAUGGGGAGAUGCGCCUGGUUUGCCCGAGAAGAUUGGCAAGGCAGGCUACUGUCCACAUGACAAUGAGCUAUUCUUGGGGUGGCAUCGGCCAUAUCUUGCCUUGUUUGAGCAAGUUGUUUCCAACCACGUCCACGAUAUCGCUGCAAACGCCCCAGCAGAUCAAUCUCAACGCUACCUCACUGCCGCCCGCGAGUUCCGUAUCCCAUACUGGGACUGGGCUCAAGGCACCAAGCUCGGCCCAGUCCCCGAUGUGUUCCUAUCCCCUACAAUCACGAUUACAGAUACAACGGGCGUACCAGUACUGAUGAACAACCCCUUGUUCUCAUACAAGUUCCACCCGCUACCCACUGGCUUCCACGGCAAAUGGCGAAAAAUGAACUCCACCAUCCGCUGGCCAGCCUCAGACGACCCCUUCUCACCCUCGCGCCCCUGGCUCUUCGCCGAAGCCUUCAAAAACCAAUCCAACAACCUCAUCGCCCAAGUCGGCAUCGCCUUCCGCUCAAGCACCUUCUCGCGCUUCUCCUCCGCUCUAGAAGACGCCCAUGGCUGGGUCCACGGCGUCGUCGGCGGCGGCUACCUGCGCGACUCACCGUACUGGGGCCACAUGUGGCCGUUGGAAUAUUCAGCUUUUGAACCGUUGUUCAUGUUGCAUCAUGCAAACGUCGACCGCCUCUUCACCUUCUACACCCUAUCCCACCCCCAAACCUUUAUGCUCCCCUCCUCCAUCGGCACCCAAUCCAACCUCUUCCUCUCUGAUAACCAACUUGUCGACCCCGACACCGCGCUCCUCCCCUUCCGCCGCACGCCCACUGCCUUCUGGACCACGAACGAGUGCCGUGACACCGCCGCGCUGGGUUACGCAUACCCCGAGACCCAGCGCUGGAAAUUCGCAUCGGACGAGUCGUUCCGUACGCAUGUGGAAGGCGCGGUGUCGCGCUUGUACGCCGGAAGGGUGGGCGAGAUGGCGGUCACGCAGGUGGUGGUGCAGCGGCAGAGUGUGUUUGGGGGGUUGUUGGAGAGGAACGGUGGGGUAUAUACGGAUUGGGUUAUUGAAACGCGGGUGAAGGCAAAGGAUAUGCGGGGGACGUUCCGAGUGCAGUUUUCACUGCAGCAAGAUGGAAGGGAGGAGGCGGAUGCGGGGGCGUGGAUGGUGCUUAUGCCUGCUGUACAGCGGGAUGUAGUUGGAGGUGGUGGGAGUGGGGAGGGAAAAGAGAUGGUGGGUACAACGAGUUUGACGGGGUUGCUGGUUGAGUGUGUGAAUAAUGGGACGUUGGGUGGACUGAACGAGGAGGUUGUGCUGCCGUUUCUUGAAGGGGAGUUGAGGUGGUGGGUGCUGGAUGAUGCCGGCAAGCGAAUCACAGAGCUGCGAGAUGGCGCGGUAAAUGUCACGCUGGUCAGUACUGAAGCAAGGGUGACGAUGGAUGAAGGCAAGCCAAUUGAGUAUACGGGGGUUGUGCGCAGCUACCCGGGGAUUGUGAGGGAGAAGGUAUAUGGGUGAUGGGGUUUUCUAACGCUGGCGUAAAAUGGUACUGGGAAAGUGAAUAUCGUCGGUUAUCC